ACAGGACGCACAGGAGAGCACACGCGAUGGAUGGGUUACGUCGGCCCGCGAACAACUAAAACGUCUGAACGUCUGAGUAGAAAUCAACGGCCAGCCGCAGCGCUCUACGGGGCACAUCAUCGCACCUGAAAGCACACUGCGCCAUUUGCCGCAAUCGAAUCGUAAAGACAGGGAAAAAAAUUGCACCCCCAGAACACACGCACAGCGUACACAGCAGUGAAAACCGUCUUCUUGCCUAAAACAACAGCCUUCCUUCAAGCUAGAUUAGCUGCAAGACUCGACACACUUCUCGCCACAUUACGCCGAGGCGUUGUGUCUCCCUUCGGUCACAGGAACAUCCAGGAGCAACCGCAAAAUGUACAUCAUCGAUCGGAUCCGUGAAUUCGGUGCCCUACCGGUGUCCCCGAAGUACCUUCGCGUUACGGCCAUCCUUAUCGCGAUCUACAAGGUGCUCGUGGCGCACGUCUUCCUGUUCGUGAUGCUGCUCGGUCUAGCGCAUGCCGAGGAGAUGAGCACUAUCCUGCAGAUGAGCAUCGCCGACCAGAAGGAUGCCGAGUGCAUCUGGACGACGGACGAGCAGGGCGAGUCCAUCAACGCGUGGCGCUUCAAGUCGGCGGAAAAGCUCACUUCCGUGACACUCUGCAUGCUGUAUAUCGGGACGACCCUGGCCACGAUUUACGUGCUGAGCUGUCUUGGGUUGCUGAUCGGAACGCUUCGCAACCGGCACGAGUUCUUCAUCCCAUGGAUGGUGGUCGAUUUCUUCGUCACCGUCGCGACCGGUUCCAUCGUGAUGGCGACUGGCUACAACCAAACGUCCUGGGAGCAGUACAUCACCAGCUGGCAAUACUGGGGCUUUUGCGGCGUGAUGGUUGCGUUUAACACCGUCAUCUGGAUGGUCAUUCGAACGUUCUACAAAAACCUCGCCCACAUGACGAAGCUCCGCGAGGUGGCCAUCGUAGCGAUUCCGUGCCCGGCCGCACCCCUGAACGCUUCCACACCCGGCCGAGGCUCCACCGGCGGGUUGGCCGCUCCGCCGUACCACUUCCGGAAGGAAAACAUGCACCUUAGUGAUGGCGGGCUUAAGCACAUUCUCUUCGAUGCCAACGAGGCCAACUAUUUGGUGUAAGGCGUUGCUGCUGUGGGCAGGAUUUUUUGGUGAGGGUUUUUUGCGUUUUCUGCGGUCAUAGGCCUACAACAACGCUACUGCUGUUCCUCAACUCCAAGCCAAGCCACCUUUACCGUUGAAGCUUGCCAUUUUUCUUGUGCUUCAAUAGCUUUUCCGUACCGUGGACCGGGGGAAAAUUUUGCUGGAAGAAGAAAAAAAACAAUUAAAUGAACAAAAAAAACGAAAAAAGAAAAACGAUGGUUAGCGAAAGCAUAAAGCCACACAAUUUGCAUUUGGCGUGUUGCACAGGCGCAGCACGUAAAAACUACUGCACGUCGCCGUGCGGAUUUAACUUUGUUAAUUGGAAUUUGUAGUGAUAAUAAAGAUAUCGUAGUUCUAUUGGUACUACUUUAAGCUCUUCACAAUUUUUCCCGAGCGGUGCUCGGGCAGUUUAGAUUAAUCCCUUCAUAAUCGUUCAAUUUUGCCAAAAAAGGAUUCAAAAAAUUGGCUCCAAAAUUCAUAAAAUUAAAAGAUUUUAUUCUUUUUUGU
This is a messenger RNA of Anopheles nili, 1654 nucleotides long. RefSeq lists its product as uncharacterized. Lineage: Eukaryota; Metazoa; Arthropoda; Insecta; Diptera; Culicidae. Bases 356 to 1126 code for a protein of 256 amino acids. The transcript has 4 exons. The record is from RefSeq and is a predicted model, not a curated record.